This is a messenger RNA of Vigna angularis (adzuki bean), 369 nucleotides long. RefSeq names its product stress-induced protein KIN2. The transcript has 3 exons. Bases 50 to 247 code for a protein of 65 amino acids. Lineage: Eukaryota; Viridiplantae; Streptophyta; Magnoliopsida; Fabales; Fabaceae. The record is from RefSeq and is a predicted model, not a curated record.
AAUACUCAUUAACAACAUUUGAUUUUUCAUUCACAAUCUAAAACACAAGAUGAACUCCCAAAACGCAAGCUACAAUGCUGGACAAGCCAAGGGCCAAGCUCAGGAAAAGGCUAGCAACAUGAUGGACAAGGCUAGUGAUGUUGCUCAUUCUGCUCAAGACUCUAUGCAACAGGGUGGACAACAAAUGAAGGAAAAGGCACAAGAGGCUGCUGAUUCUAUCAAGAGUACUUUGAAUUCAAAGAAUUAAUGAAGCUAAAGGGAUGGUUAAUGGUUAAUUAUAAUCGACUUCUCUUCCCAUCAAUAAACAUUGUUCCGGUUAAUCUACAUAUUUUGUAGAAACAUUAUUCUUUUUUUUUAUUUCAUAUGUAU